Molecule: messenger RNA, 2494 nt
Organism: Anneissia japonica
Lineage: Eukaryota; Metazoa; Echinodermata; Crinoidea; Comatulida; Comatulidae
Product: complement receptor type 2-like
Exons: 9
Coding region: 178-2037 (619 amino acids)
Source: RefSeq, a predicted model, not a curated record
CACAGUUGGCGUGUUCGGGCGUCGCUCUAAAUGUUUCGCAAGUGACAAUUUAGUGGUUUUAAAUGCUUAUUUAUUCGAUUUUAGAGUGUACUAACUUAGAAAAUACAUUUAAAAAAUCUCUCCGACGAAUUGUGGUUUUUCUCUCCGGAGGGAUGGGGGACAGCUCUCUCCAGAGGGAUGGGUGAUAGCUCUCUUCGGCGGGGCCUCUGUCUUAUCCCUCUUCCCCGCACUGAUGGCACCCUGAUGAAAAUUAAACCUUUGGAUAUUUUGUCAGUAAAACAAGCAGAUACAAGUCCAUCAACAAGUAUAGUAGUCGAAGAAGACUGUGGAAUGCCAACGAUCAAAGAAAACACUGUAGUAAAUGUCAACUACCGAUAUGACUUGGACAAGUUCACUCUUCCCGACACCAAGUUCCCUUCUGGGACAAUACUGAUAACGCGGUGCAAAGAUAUCGGUAAAUAUCAACUCAUUAAUGGAGGAGAAAGAGUCUGUUCGGAUGGGAGUUGGGCAGGAUCUCCGGCUACAUGUGAUUCGUCAGCCAAUAAACUCCGAUUUCUUAAAUAUUUAAAUUACGAAACGCUCCCACGUCAAGUUGCACCGAACAGUUCCUACAUCAUGAAUGUUGCUGAGGUCGCAAAGCUAAGAGUUGAAUGUACAGCUAGCAACGAUGCUGAGCUUCAUUUUAAGCCUUUUCCUGGUAGCACUGAACUACAUGUUCAUGGAGAUACAAUGUUUGGUUCACGCAAUCUAUAUUAUGUAAUUGACUCACGUGAACAUUCUGGAAUCUACAAAUGCUGGGAUAAAGACGACCAAAACGCCCCGCCCAUAAAAGUGGAGGUUUGGGUGGUUGAUCCAAUCUACUGCCCACCACCACCACCGACUUUUAAUGUUGAACAAAUAAGUUAUUCAAAAAUCAUUGAUAGUAACAAGUUUCCACUGAAUGCAGAGUUGACAUAUUCAUGCCCCCUACAAUACAGACUGAUUGGUGAAACUAAACUAAAAUGUCUUUAUGAUGGACAUUGGGAUUUUGAAUUUCCGCAUUGUAAAUCUUUGUCGUGUGAUAGUCCACCAUUGGACAUUGACCAUGGGAUUGUAAUAGGAAGUGGAACUGCCGAGAACACAGAAAUUGGAAUUUACUGUGAAACUGGUUUUUAUAUACCAGGCACGGAGGAAGGCUGGCUUAAAAGUGUAUGCACGGACGGAGAAUGGGUGCCAGCUUUACCUUCGGAUUGUAAAAAUACAACUAAAUGUGAAGAUGUGCCUGUAAAGAUUGCAAAUGGCUUUGUAAUAAAAGAUGACACAAAUGGAAAAUCCGUGACAAUAAUCUGUAAUAAAGACGCCUUCGUCGCAGGAACUAACGAUACCACGACCACCAUUCGUUGCGUUGAUGGAAAAUGGGAUCAUCCAUUCCCAUCAUCAUGUAAAAAACCAACAUGUCCACCCUCCCCAUUAACAUUAUGGAAUGGUAUUGUCAGAAAGCAAAAUAAUACAGUAUCAUUCAUUUGUGAUGACGGUUACUAUAUACCCGGUACAUCAGAUGUUGAACUCGUAGUAACAUGUGAAAAUGAAGAGUGGGAUGAAGACUUUCCAGUAGGGUGUGUUAAUUCUGUAGAAGGAACACUAAAUUCUUUUUCAUUUUCUUCUUCCGAUAAUGAUGGAAACCUACAAUCUUCGGAAGAAACGGAGCUUACAAUCAAGUUUUGCAAUUCAACUGUUUGUGGUCAACAGCCAAUUAAUGCCUAUUGCAACAAUAGAAUUCGUCCAGUGCUUGGUAGGAUAACUAAGGCGGAACCAGCUGUUAAUGAUAGUACUGACCUGGAGAUGACUAUUUCUAUCAGUAAAUGGUUGCAAACAGCAGCAGAACAGACCUCGAAUGUGGAGUUGACUGUAAACGAUGCAUUAGUAGGAGACUGUUACUGUCCUUCAGGCUCACUAAACACUGAGUUGUUGAUUUUCCUGCGCUAUAAAGAAGGCUAUUCGUUGCUUAAGAAAUCUUACAUUGGUGAACACACUACUACAUUGCAAAAUUGCCCAUAAAUAGCCUCAUGAUUUUUAGCUUUUAAUGUUUAAAAAUUACAACGAAAAAAAAUCCUUGUCUCUUAAUACAAAUAUAAUUUUCUUUUAUAUUAGAACCUAUUUACAUAAUCAAAAUUUAAUGGGAGAUUGUUUAAAGACUUUAAUAGUAAUAACUCUUUAAAUCUGCCAAAGGACACCAUAACUGUUUCAUUCUGUAUCUCAAUGAAAAUAUAUAUUUGAUCAAUUUGAAAAAUAAUAAAAUAUGUGUAGCAAAAGCUAAUUAAAUUACAAACUAGCUAUAAAAAAACACAAAAAUAGAAUCUUUAAUAACGAAAUCAUAAAUCAUAAAUGUUAAGUGCCUAUUUGUCUGUGGAGACCAAGUUGGACUCUCAUUUUAUUUAUUUUUUAUUAAUAAAUAUCACAAACUAGUCUCAAAACUGCUACUUUUACUUUACAAAAUUCCAGGGGUGGCGGAGCC